Molecule: messenger RNA, 551 nt
Organism: Ostrea edulis (European flat oyster)
Lineage: Eukaryota; Metazoa; Mollusca; Bivalvia; Ostreida; Ostreidae
Product: cytochrome b-c1 complex subunit 6, mitochondrial-like
Exons: 4
Coding region: 72-356 (94 amino acids)
Biological process (GO): mitochondrial electron transport, ubiquinol to cytochrome c
Source: RefSeq, a predicted model, not a curated record
UCAUGGAAGUUUGAUUUUUAGUCGAGUUCGAUGUGCACAAAAUACCGCACCCUAACCUUUUGCUCUUCAAAAUGGCGUUGGGAGACGAAAUUGUUGCUGCCGGUGAACCAGAGGAAAAGGAAGAAGCAGAGGAGGAGGAGGAAGAAGAGGACUUAAUUGAUCCUCAUUCGGUAUUAAGGGACGAUUGUGCUGCAAAACCGAAAUGUGCUGAGUUAAAGGAAAUACUGGACAAGUGUAAUGAAAGAGUAGCUGUUAAACCUGCCAUUGAAGAGGAGACUUGUGAAGAGGAAUUGAUAGAUUAUGUGCAUUGUGUUGAUCAUUGUGCAGCAAGAGCAUUAUUUGGAAAAUUAGCAUGAUGUGAAUAAGCAUAGGUUAACAUUUAUUGUCAGACAAUUGUGAUCAAGUUGGAGCUUGGUGGAAAUCACGCCAGAAAGAGACUUUUUAAAUGAAUCCCACACUGGAUACAACAGAAAGACCAUUUUGACAUUUAUUCCAUUUUGGCUUAGAAGCAUUAUGUAUGUUAGUUAUGAUUAAAAAUAUUUUGAGGUUUG